UUACUACAAGAUACGCUCGCUAGUGAAUCAUUCAUCACUCCAGCGCAAUGCGAGCUGAAGCUCUGAGUUUCUAUUAAAUGAACACACACAUCUGACUGAACUCCCUUCAGUUUCUGUGCACUGGGAUCUGUUCAGGAUGACACCUCUCCUCUGCAACGCCUGCCUCAUCUUGCCUGUUGCUUUACAUCUGCUGCUUGUCCCCAGCCCAUGUUCUGCUGCAGCCACAAAAAAGUGCAGCUCCAUCUAUAAAGGGUUUGCCCAGUGUCUGCUUGCCCUUGGAGACAGUCUGUCUGUCAGCUCCCAAAAAGACGAGGAUACGCAGGAGAUCGACUCUAUUUGCAAAUCCUGGGAUGAUUUUCAUGACUGUGCAAAUGUGGCCAUGGCCGGCUGCCCUGAGGAAGCUGCUGUGGUGUGGGAGUCUCUGAGACAAGAGUCCAAAAAGAUGCAGUUUUCUGGGAACCUGUAUGAGAUGUGCUCUAGUCGUAGCCAAUCGGCAGCUGCCUCCGAUUCCCAAAGCCCAGAUGAAACCAAUCAGGAGUCGUUAAAGGGACGAGCUAGUCAUACAAGCCUGACCUUUCUGACCUUCUGUUUGCCUGUGCUACUACUGUUUCCAUGGAUAUAAUCGCAUCUCAAGACUCAAAUAUUCAGCACAUAGACAACAAUACUGACUGGUUUGGUUUUGACAUUUCCGUGUAGUAGAAUAAGAUUUAUUUUAGGCUUCAAAUCAAACUUUUCAGAACAAAAAGAAUGUCAUUUCCACACAAAGGACAUUUGUUUUCAGGUCCAAAUCGUUUACUUUUAUUAUUUAUUCAUUGUUUAUUUAAAAUCUUAAAAUAGCUAACUUCAUUUUAAGCACAAUCAAGGCACAAAUUUCAUUCAUAGGAGGACCAAAAUGCACUCCAGGCCUGAUGUGGAUGAAACAAAGAUGGCGAAAGACAUUUCCAAACAUUCAUCUAUGAGGAAAUUAAAUGAAGGUCUACUGCAAUACAUUAUCACCAUGGUGAGCUAUGAGUAUCAAAGCAAUGUAAAGAGCCCUCAAAAAUGUUAUUAUUUCACUCUGUAGUGUAAUCUUCUUUUGUAGGAUCCUGAGAGGAUUAAGUUUAAGGAUUACACCAAAUAAAAGUAAAUUUAAGCAACACGGCUCACCUACAGGCUUUGUCAGACUUUGUAGUCUGUAGUCUGAAUGCCUUCGGGUGACAAUUUAAACUCAAUUUAUUAAUGACGGGUUCAUUGAUUCAGUUUAACAAACAGCACAGCAUUAUGCUUGAAGGUGUUUUUGUACUAGUCUGUAUGAGUACGGAACUGCUGUUUAUUCAAUGUUGGUCAGAGUACUGUGUAUAUACUGUAUAGUCUUACAUUAUACAUUCCUCAUAGCUACUUUUUUAUUUUUUCAAAUGUGUAUUUGUAAUGACACAAGAUGGAUUAGCUUCAAAAAAUCACGAUGGUACAGUAAUGUAAAUAUGACCGACAUGCUGUAAAGAAGAGCUUUAUGUGAGUAUAUUAUAUGAAAUACAUUAUCAUUUAGUGCAUAAUGAACAGAUGAGACAAAUCAAUGGAGGUGAACUCAUUAGCGGCGAUUACACUGUGUCUACACCGGAUGUGAGCUGCACGACACGACGCAACAAAAUACUAUAGAACCCAUUAUCCACCUUAUUCUUCAAUGCGGAAGUAAGCCUAUGGGCGAGACUUCCAGUUCAUUAGCCGCUAUAGAGGGUUUGCCCUUAAAUCACGAUUUGGUCAGUACCUGCAUGCGUGGCCAUAUUGGAGAUACUCAGAUUUAAACAAAAGCAUGGAUUGCUGUCUAAACCAUGAAAAAAAAAUGUGUGGAAGCUGCUAAAUCAUAUAGAGAAGGGCUUAGUAAGCAGAAAAGGGUGCAAUAUUUUGACAAACUAAAGUUAACAGGUGGUAAAGACACAUGUGAGCAGUAUUAAUUAAGAUAUUAGCCUAAUAUUUCACCUACCUGACUGGAAAUGAUAAGAACAAACAUGAAUGUUGUCAAGAUUCUUGCCCUGGAAAUCCUGGUUCAGUUUGGCCAACCACAACUUUUCGCAGUCUAUAAUGCUCCAAAUGUUUUUCCUGGUCCGACCGAUUAGUACAGCACAAAACAUGACAAUAAUCAACCAUUUUCAGCAGCAAUAAUCAGCAAAAUAUGCAAGUUUAGUUCUGUGUAGUGGCAUUGUGUACAUUUAGUGCCGCCAUGACCGUGUCGUGAAAACACUCUAGGAAAUAAAGAGAAGAAUAAAACGGCUAGUAAACGGUUUGCACUACAAAGCAGUGUGUUAAUAAUUAAGAUAACAGUCAAAUAAUAAGGUAAGAGACAUACAAAUUUGAAAUAUCAAGCAGCAAAGCUGUUGUGUACAGGAAAUAGCAGGACGCGGAUGAGACCGGAAGUCAGACCCAUACAAUUUAUAACGGUCGCUUGUCGCGUCCAGUGUAAACAAACUCGAGCUGUUGCGACGCGGCGCGACUCGACAACUGUCUCUGGUGUAGACACGGUGUAAGAUCAAAUUGUGAAUGAUUAUUACCAGAAAUACAAGCAUACAGUGUAUUCCUAUGGAUACGUGACUUUGUGUGUAAAGCGAAGGAGGUUUUUUCCCCGGAUCAGCUUUCAUUACUUCCACUCAGCGCUGUGCUCUGCUCCGCUCAGCGGAUUCCUUAGUCAAUGUGAUUUAUGUUUAAUUUUUAGGCUUAAUUGGCAAUCAAUCAUGUUUGCCAAUGCAGUGAACUUAUUAAGGAGGGCAAAAGCCAUUUAUUUAGUCAGAAUAUUUUUAAAAAACACUUAAUAGGGGAGGGUUGCCAGCCACUUGUGUCUCAAAUUUAGCUUUUGUGUGGUAGACUGACUGACUACUAACACAUGCUUUAAUUCCAAAUCCAAUUCCACUAUUGUCAUAGCCAGUGAAUGUAGUACAAUCUAAAAAAAUAUGUCUAAAUAAUAUAGUAAGGGCUAAUAUGUACAAAUUUUAAGUGUACAUCACUCCUUGCUACAUACGUAGAGCUCAUUAAUACCUCCCUUAUUUAUAAUAUGAAGACAUUUGCUUGAUAGAUGCGUUUUAUGAAUCGCAUGUAAAACUAUUGUUUUCUUUUUUCAUUUUGAUAUUAUAUAUUCUCAUUUAAAGCUGUGCCCUGAUCUCUACAAAAAAAAAAUCUUACGUUGUUAAAGGUGUCUGAAAGAAUGUUUUAAAUGCUUCUUGUUUUCUGUCUGUCCGCACAAUUAUUUGCUCUACAUAACAGUAUAUUCUAUACAUUAUAUAAAUAAAACUAUUGCUAUUACAUAAAUAAAAAGGUGCUGGUCAACUAGUUGAAAGUAUCUGGGAUUUCCCCCUGCUUUAUGCUAUAUAAACUGCU
Molecule: messenger RNA, 3345 nt
Organism: Labeo rohita (rohu)
Lineage: Eukaryota; Metazoa; Chordata; Actinopteri; Cypriniformes; Cyprinidae
Gene: nrn1la
Product: neuritin 1-like a
Exons: 3
Coding region: 137-622 (161 amino acids)
Biological process (GO): nervous system development; neuron projection extension
Cellular component (GO): plasma membrane
Source: RefSeq, a predicted model, not a curated record